Thunnus maccoyii (southern bluefin tuna) is the source of this 7210-nucleotide messenger RNA. RefSeq names its product strawberry notch homolog 1 (Drosophila) (gene sbno1). Gene Ontology annotation, biological process: regulation of DNA-templated transcription. The record is from RefSeq and is a predicted model, not a curated record. Gene Ontology annotation, cellular component: nucleus. Lineage: Eukaryota; Metazoa; Chordata; Actinopteri; Scombriformes; Scombridae. The coding region runs from base 343 to 4557 and encodes 1404 amino acids. Gene Ontology annotation, molecular function: histone binding; chromatin DNA binding. The transcript is spliced from 33 exons.
GUCACUUCCUACCCAGACCUCGCGGGGGGGUCACGUGACGCUGUAUUAGCUCGCUGACUCUGCUAUGUUUGUCGUUUGUGUUAACGGUUUAGAAAUGUUAAAUUUCUCGCUUUCGUCGGUGUAUUGUCGGUGCGGGUUGCCCUGCGGCCGGUCGGAGGCUCGUUUUAACGGACGCAGCGCGCGGAGUUCGACUGUUAAAACGGCCACUGUCGGGCCGCGCGUCACGUGACCGGCAUGCGGCGGAGCGUUUGAUAAAAAGAUGGCGUGAGCGCGGCGGAGCGGAGAGGACAACAAACCCCCAGAGCUGCUGAGUGCGACCCGGAGCGGCCGUUAAACUGUCAAAUGGAUCCUGGACAGGAUUUACUUCUCACUGCUCUUAGUGAGAGCGGCAUUUGCCCAAAUGAUAUCGGUCUAUUUGAUGUUGAUUCUCAGGAUGUUGCACAGCCCUCUACAACCCAGCAAUCUAUCUCCAUCAGUGCCCUGGAUGCUGGUUUGGGGACAGAGUCAGUGGACGCUGUUCGAACUGAGCCUCCAGCUCCGGUCCCUAUAGUUACUAUCAGGCACAAACCUCAGCCAUCAACCACCACAUUUGUCUUAAAUCAGCUGAAUCAGUUGCCGUCAUUAGGAGCUACUGUGACCAAACAGUCAGUUACAAACCCAAUCAAACACACCAUAACCGUCACCAAGGUGGUCCAUGUCGCUAACGCAGCCCUGCGAGGUUCACCGACCCCCUCGACUACAAGUAUCCCUCCUUCAGUGUCCACAGUUGUGCCUUCUAACAGAGAGAUUCAGUUGAAAGACCUCCUUAGGACGGGCAAUGUGAGGAGCACUGGCCUAAAGGGCAACAGUCUGAUGGAGCUCAUGAAGCUAAAGCCUCCACCUGACAUUACUACACCGGUAGCCACGGCAACAGCCACCGGUCAGGGUGAAAUGAAUAAUGGAAUCAAGAAAGAGGUUUUGGGUAAAGACGCUGCCAGAAUCUGGAUUAAUGACGACAUUAAAAUGCACAACUUUUCACAUGCUCUGAAACUACCAGGGAUGAAGGAGGAGGAAGAGCCUGAGGAGGAGGAGGAAGAAGAGUUGGGUCACGCAGAGACUUAUGCAGAGUACAUGCCGAUGAAACUAAAGGUCGGCCUGCGGCAUCCUGAUCCAGUGGUGGAGACCAGUUCCCUGUCCAGCGUCAACCCGCCAGAUGUUUGGUACAGACUGUCCAUCCCAGAAGAAGUCAUCGAUCGCGGCUCCCUGUCUGCUCUGCAGCUGGAAGCCAUCACAUACGCCGCUCAGCAACACGAGACAUUCCUCCCCAGCGGUGAUCGAGCUGCGUAUUUGAUCGGUGAUGGAGCUGGUGUGGGGAAAGGCCGGACGAUCGCAGGGGUCAUCUAUGAGAAUUAUCUUUUAGGCAGGAAGAGAUCACUUUGGUUUAGUGUCUCCAAUGACUUGAAGUAUGAUGCUGAAAGGGAUUUAAGGGAUAUAGGAGCCAAGAACAUCCAGGUUCAUUCACUGAACAAGUUCAAAUAUGGCAAAAUCUCCUCAAAACACAAUGGGAGCGUGAAGAAAGGCGUGAUCUUCGCCACCUACUCCUCCUUGAUAGGAGAGAGCCAAUCAGGAGGGAAGUACAAGACCAGAUUUCAACAGCUUCUCCACUGGUGUGGCGAGGACUUUGACGGAGUUAUUGUGUAUGACGAGUGUCAUAAAGCCAAAAACGUAUGUCCGAUCGGAUCAUCCAAGCCUACGAAAACUGGGCUCGCAGUGUUGGAACUGCAGAACAAACUCCCCAAGGCUCGUGUUGUGUACGCCAGCGCUACGGGUGCGUCUGAACCCCGAAACAUGGCUUAUAUGAACCGGUUGGGCAUCUGGGGACAUAAAACACCCUUCAGAGAGUUUGGCAACUUUAUCCAAGCUGUUGAACGCAGAGGUGUUGGCGCCAUGGAGAUUGUUGCUAUGGACAUGAAACUGAGGGGGAUGUACAUCGCCAGGCAGUUGAGUUUUACAGGUGUCACUUUCAAGAUUGAGGAAGUUCCUCUGACGCAGAAAUACAUUUACAUGUAUAACAAAUCCGUGAGGCUGUGGGUGAGUGCACGUGAGAAAUUCCAGCAGGCUGCGAACCUGAUGGAUGCAGAGCAACGCAUGAAGAAGUCCAUGUGGGGACAGUUCUGGUCCGCUCACCAGAGGUUCUUCAAAUACCUUUGCAUCGCAUCCAAAGUCCGCAGGGUGGUCCAGCUGGCCAGAGAGGAGGUCCAGAAUGGAAAGUGUGUGGUGAUCGGUCUUCAGUCCACCGGAGAAGCAAGAACACUGGAGGCCUUGGAGGAAGGAGGAGGAGAACUCAAUGACUUCGUGUCAACUGCAAAAGGGGUGCUGCAGUCCUUGAUUGAGAAGCAUUUUCCAGCUCCUGACCGACAGAAGCUUUACAGCCUGCUAGGUAUUGACCUCUCAGCGAAGAAGACCCCCUCUCCCAGCGAGACCCCAGCAGAACCUGAGCAGAAGGGCAAGAAAAGGAAAGGUUCGGAGGUCAAAAAGAAGCCCAAAAAGAAGCCUCGCAAGCACGGCGGUCUGUCGGGAACCAGCUCAGAGGACAGCCAGUCGGAGGAGUCGGACAGAGAGUCCGGUAAAGACAGCGACGACAGCUUCAAAUCUGUCAGCUCGGCGGAUGAAGACGACGAUUUCAACCCAUUCAGAGACGAGUCUGAUGACGACGAGGAAGAUGAUCCGUGGCUCAUCAGAAAGGAACCAAAGAAAGGGAAAGAGAAGAAGAAGAAGAAAAAGCGAAGGAAGAGUAUCGAUCCAGACUCCAUUCAAAGUGCCUUGUUAGCCUCAGGGCUGGGCUCCACCAGGCCUGCUUUCACUGCCCCCGUCAACCCUCCCAGCGCGCCUGCCGCAGUUAAGGCAGAGAGUCAGGAUAGCUGCCUAACAAGUCAGGACGCAGUGGAACAUGCCCAGAAAAUGAAGAAAGAUCUGCUGGAAAAACUGGAGGAGCUAGCCGAGGAUCUACCUCCCAACACUCUGGAUGAGCUAAUAGAUGAACUGGGAGGACCUGACAACGUAGCCGAGAUGACGGGCCGUAAAGGUCGUGUGGUCAGUAACGACGACGGCAGCAUCACCUAUGAGUCUCGCUCUGAGCUGGAUGUCCCCGUGGAAAUCCUCAACCUCACAGAGAAACAAAGAUUCAUGGAUGGAGAAAAGAACAUCGCCAUCAUCUCGGAAGCCGCCAGCUCGGGUAUAUCCCUGCAGGCCGACCGCAGGGUGAAGAACCAGCGGCGGAGAGUCCACAUGACGCUGGAGCUGCCGUGGAGCGCAGACAGAGCUAUACAGCAGUUCGGGAGAACUCACAGGUCAAACCAGGUCACGGCCCCAGAAUAUGUCUUCCUCAUAUCGGAGCUCGCAGGAGAGCAGAGAUUUGCAUCCAUUGUUGCCAAAAGACUUGAAAGCUUGGGUGCUCUCACUCACGGAGACAGAAGAGCAACAGAAACUCGAGAUCUCAGCAGGUUUAAUUUUGACAACAAAUACGGCAGAAACGCUCUGGAAAUUGUGAUGAAAUCGAUCGUGAAGCUCGACGCUCCGCUGGUGUCGCCGCCCUCAAACUUUAAAGGGGAUUUCUUCAAAGAAAUCCAAAGUGGAUUAAUAGGUGUCGGCCUCAUUAAUGUGGAGGACAGAUCUGGCACGCUGUCACUGGACAAAGACUACAACAACAUCGGGAAGUUCCUGAACCGUAUUUUAGGGAUGGAGGUCCAGCAGCAGAACGCCUUGUUCCAGUACUUCUCUGACACACUGGCAGCAGUCAUUCAGGAAGCCAAGAAGAACGGCAGAUAUGACAUGGGCAUUCUCGAUCUGGGCUCCGGUGACGAGAAGGUGAAGAAGGUGGACUGCAGGAAAUUCCUAACACCAGGCUACACCACAUCUGGACAUGUUGAACUCUUCACAGUCAGUGUGGAGAGAGGAAUGUCCUGGGAAGAUGCCACGCAUGCUUGGGCAGAACAGAACGGACCAGAUGAUGGCUUCUAUGUACAGAUGAGGAACAACAAGAAAACAGCCAUACUGGUCAAAGAGGUGAACACCAAGAAGAGGCUGUUCCUGGUGUACAGACCCAACACCGGCAGACAGCUCAAACUGGAGACGUACGCAGACAUCAAGAAGAGGUUUAAAAAGGUCUUGUCAGAAGACGCUAAGCAGCACUGGACGGACCAGUACAAGCUGUCAGCAAAGAUCUGCUCUCAUGCAUUCUGGCGGGGAAACUGUAAGAAAGCAGCGGUGGGGCUAUCGUGCGAGAUCGGUCUCCGGUGUCGGACGUACUACGUCCUGUGUGGCUCGGUGCUCAGCGUGUGGAACGAGCUGGAGGAAGUGCUCACCCCCGUCAGCGGAACCAACGUAAAGGUGCAGAUCGUCCGUCUCAGAACAGAAGACGGUCAGAGGAUAGUUGGACUGAUCAUUCCAGCGAACUGCGUGUCUCCGUUAAUUAACAAGCUCUCCACGUCGGACCAGAGCCAGCAGCUGGCUGUGCAGGAGCAACAGAAGAGGCAACAGCUGCACCCCCAAAGUUUCAGUCACGCACCCAACACAUAGUCUGGGUGGGGGGUGGGGGGGUUUCGGACCACUCUGCUUCACGGGCUUCGAUCCCACGAGUUCACAUCCCCCACACUAAAAGGGAUCUGGCUCCAUCUCUAUCUCUCUGCACACCGCAGACCUCCAGGACCGCUGUCCCUUGUUCUGCACCCUCACGCCCCCGCCCAUCGUCUCCGAGGGUCAGAGGUCACACCAAGCUGUGACCGUUCUCACAUGUAAAGCAGUGGUUGUACAGAGAAAAAGAUUUCAGGGUUGUUGUUGUUUUUUUUUUUUUUGUUUUUUUUGUUUUUUUUUGUUCUUUUAACCUUCGAGAGACUCGUGUUAUCACCUAGAGAGAUUUGACGGGUGAUGUAUCGUCCUCUGACAUUCAGAGUGAAAGAUUUGUGAUAUAUUGAUUAAGACGGACUUGAGUUGAGAGUUGAAACGUAGAUGUCGGCCUGUGGCGGUUUCAGUUAUUCACUAUCCUCACCCGACGCUUUAAAGCUGUUUAUUCUUUCGUGCCCCGAGUCCGAACUAUCUGACAUGAAGCAAAGACCACAAAUUUUAAAAAAAAAAGGGCAUUUAAUGCUAAACUACAAUCCAAUAAUUAAUAUAUGAUGAAGACCUUUAUUCCUCAGACAUUCAGUACAUGUGCAGUGAAAGAAUUUGAUAACUACGGGAAACCAGGUGUGUGCUUUUUUUCUUCUUCUUCUGUCGGUCAUCGUAGUCACUCAUGAAACAAAGACCAAAAUGUCAUCAUCAUCAUCAUCAUCAUCAUCAGAAUCAGAAUCAGAAUCCACUUCUUCUGCAUCUUAAUCAGCUUGUUUCACACAUGAGUCUCACGUUUUAUCAAAGUUCCUUGGUUUGUUUUUAUUUCACACUUCAUCAUUUUGUUCUUCAUCGUAACAUUAACAAGCAGGAGUUUGUCUUAUGUGCCUUUUUUUUGUAUCAGUACACGUAGUUACUGCAGUCAGGCACCUUCCCAACACACCAAACACGCUUUCACUCUCCGUUAUCUGAUGACGAAUCGCUUCUAUUUAUACUGCAUGAAAUUAAAGAAUGUUUCACAAAGAUAAUAUUUGAGGAAGUUAAGCUUGUAUCAUCAAUAAACCAGACUUAUUCUGGAGUGAAGGAGCAACACGAUGUCCAACUCAUGACAAGUCAAAGCUGUUUUUAGUUGAACAGUCGUGUUUCCACGUUAAAUUUGACUUCUUGUUGUCGCUGUUUAAUGAAAUCGAUUUGCGAGCACUUUCUUAUUGCAAAAAAAAGGUGUCGGCGUCCGGUUCCGUAAACGAUCGUCACUCUCAAACAUCAGAUAAAUUCGCAAGUCUUAAAAGUUCUCUCGUAUAUUCGAGCAUGUGCCGCGAGUACGCCGUUCCUUUUUCGGAUGUUAUCUCAUGUCGCAGCUUGCAUGUCGCAGAUUCGGUGAAACAGGCUCCACAGUUGUUAAAAAAAAAACGACUUUUCGGUAUUUAUUUUGUUUGUUUUUUUUCAGGCUGGACUACAUAUCUGUCACUGAAAGUAGAAGGAAAUAUGUUAAACAUUAUUAAGAUGAAGCAGCCAAGGAAUUCUGAGAAAUGUGAAACUCGUGUCCUCGACAAAGACUCGCUGCUUUCUGAUCUUCACACCGGUUUCAGUCUCAAACUCUGCUCUGUUUUUAUGUUUUUAUUUUGUUGCAUUUUUUUUUUUUUAAAUGAAUUGUGCUCAGGGGUUAAACUCAUACAAAGACCCUCUUUGAAAAACAAAACAAAGAAAAUCUCUUCUUUCUUUUUUUUUCUACUAGAGUAUCUGAAAUGCAUGAGACCAUAACUCAAAUCCUCCUUCACCUCUCCUCAGUACUGUCCUGUGUUUGACUCACAGCACAUGCUACGGACACAUCUCCUCCUCCUCCUCUUCCUCCUCCUCUAAUUCAUCUGCUUUUCCGGAGCCGAGCUGUAAUUAAAAAAAUUUUAAAAAAUAGACGAUCGCUUCUGUUAAAUAGCUCUUCUGCCUCCUCCUCGGGUCCUGUCCUGCGUUUAUAGAUCUGCACUGGAAAAGGGGGGACGGGCUAAAAGUCUGGAUACAUGAGCCGCUCCUAUUGGCUGAUAAUAGAAGAUGUUAGUGAGACGGUGCGCUCAGACACAUCUUUAAACCCUGUGGAUUAGUUGUUAUUAUUAAGUGUGUUUUUUCUCCUGUUAUUGAUUGAUUGCAUUUAAAAAAAACCACAUGAAAUAAGAAGGAAGAAGUCUUUGUAACAUACCCACAUGUGCAUUUUUUUGUACACUUUGUAAAAGGAUUCAAACUGAUUCAACGCAGCACAUCUCCAAACUUGUUGGGACGAUAUUUCGGAGACUUUAUUGAGAAUAUUAAUAAUGUCUGCUCUCUCUAAAAUCGGAAAUCACAUCUUUCAACUCGACUGUCCACCAUAUUUAAGCCAACAACUCAUGUUUUUUUUUUUUAAAUUUUAUUUUGUCUUUUCGAGAUGUUUAUGUACAUGUGCUGCUGACUUUAAAGUGUCAUAUGGCAGAUCGGCUCUUUCUGAAGUUGAAACACUUGAAGGACUCUUUUUUUUUUUUUUUUUCUUUUCUUUAAUCAUUGCACGAGUUGCACUACUGACAAGAGUUGUACAAAAAAAGAUUCAACAUUACCUGUACAUGAAUGAGUGCAAUGCUCAAUAAAGCUUGGUAUACUUCUA